AUGCGGCUGUCUAAUUUAACGCCUCUGAACGUCUUUGUUCGAGGGUAUAAAAGUCGGACGCUCUCGAAAAGAGUGGCGCAGCCUGGGAAGGGCAAGACGGUGGUUGCAGGGCGGAAACCAGCUCGACCGUCUCGGUUCCCCCCCAAGUCUGCGCCGGCGCCUACUCAGCCUACCACUCUAGACAUGGGCAAGUUUGCCAGUUUGAAAGGUGUGCCUGCUGUUGAGCGGAAGACCCAUCGAAAUUUGCUGGAGAAGGUCACUGAUUUCGGCCAGCUGCGAAUUUCGUCAGAGAUCAGAGACAGCAUGCUCGGCAACCUUUUGAAGGAAGCGUCGGUGCCCACGCCGGUACAGAAAGUUGCCAUCAAAAGUCUGAGGGCACAGCGUAAGAACGAGUUUGGGUUCAAGUCAUGGCUGCUGGCAGCCGAGACGGGAUCAGGUAAAACUCUGGCGUACCUGUUGCCCAUUCUAUCCCAACUGUCGGAAAGCCCCCAAGAUGUCAAAGAAGCCCCGCAGGUGAGAUCCAUUGUGCUUGUGCCUACUCUUGAGCUGGUAUCUCAGGUAGCCAGCCAAGCGAGCGCCAUUGCACCAAACCUUCGCAUCCUGCCUGUUGACGUGAACUCACGGGCCAGCAGGCUUGCCAAACGCAUCACAAAGGGUGCAGACCUUAUUAUAGCCACACCCGAUAAAAUCAACGCGCUGGCGGAACAUGAGCCGGUGCUGGCUGAGAGAGCUUUAGCCGACUGUCGUUAUGUUGUUGUCGACGAGGCGGAUUCGCUGAUGAAUGAGUCGUUCAGCAGUACGACGUUACAUGUUUUGAAACGAUGUCCUCAGCUUAUUGAUGCUAUUUUCGUCACUGCAACUAUUCCUAGCCAUUUCGAUAAGGUGCUGCGGGAGGCGUUCCCGGAAACUAUCCGACUCGUGACUCCCAGUAUUCACCGGCUACCCCGUCACAUUGAAUUUAGAGUUAUUGAGGUUUUUAGACCUCCCUACCGUGACAACAAGGAGCUCGCACUCCAGCAGGCUCUUUACUCUAUUUAUCAUGACAAUGCCGAGCCAAACUUGCAAAAGCGGGUCAUGGUAUUUGUGAACAAAAAAGCGUCUGUGAAACCACUUGUAAAUAUGCUCAACUCUGCAGGCUAUCCUACUGUGGGGCUGGACGGCACGCUGCCUCCGAACGAACGGGCUGAAUUGCUGGAGGCAUUCGUAAACCCCCCCAAGGAGCGAACAAGCGACAAAGAUAAGCUCCACGUUAUGGUAGCUACGGAUCUUGUUGCGCGUGGAAUCGACAUGAAAAAGAUCAGAAACGUUAUUCUAUACGAUCUUCCGUGGUCCGCUGCUGACCUUCUUCAUCGAGCUGGCCGCACAGGGCGUCUAAACGCCGGCGGCCGCGUCCUCCUGUUUGUAUCGCGAACAGAAGCCAAAGGAUGGGUCAAGGGCCUUGAAAAGAUUGUAAAGCGAGGGCAGGCCCUGGCAUAA
Molecule: messenger RNA, 1476 nt
Organism: Wickerhamiella sorbophila
Lineage: Eukaryota; Fungi; Ascomycota; Dipodascomycetes; Dipodascales; Trichomonascaceae
Product: ATP-dependent RNA helicase MRH4, mitochondrial
Exons: 1
Coding region: 1-1476 (491 amino acids)
Biological process (GO): maturation of LSU-rRNA from tricistronic rRNA transcript (SSU-rRNA, 5.8S rRNA, LSU-rRNA)
Cellular component (GO): nucleolus
Molecular function (GO): nucleic acid binding; ATP binding
Source: RefSeq, a predicted model, not a curated record